Dromaius novaehollandiae (emu) is the source of this 3674-nucleotide messenger RNA. RefSeq names its product SEC23 interacting protein (gene SEC23IP). Gene Ontology annotation, molecular function: protein binding; metal ion binding; glycerophospholipase activity. Gene Ontology annotation, cellular component: COPII-coated ER to Golgi transport vesicle; cytoplasm. Gene Ontology annotation, biological process: endoplasmic reticulum to Golgi vesicle-mediated transport. NCBI's taxonomy places the organism in Eukaryota, Metazoa, Chordata, Aves, Casuariiformes, Dromaiidae. The record is from RefSeq and is a predicted model, not a curated record.
GCCGCUGCCGCCGCCAUGUUGGAAGCGGGCAGCGGUGAGGGCGGAAGGGGCCGCACCGCUGCGUGGAAGAGACGUGGAAGCGGCACAGCCAUGGCGGCGGCGAAGCCCGGGGCUGGCGGCACCAACCUGCUCUUCUCCUCCUCCGCCACCGAGUUCAACUUCACCGUGCCCUUCAUCCCGGUCAGCCAGGCCCCGGCCGUGCCGCCGGGCGCCACUCUCCUCGCAGCGGAUGAUUCUGCAGAUGUUGGUGAAGAGGACAGCUUCUUGGGUCAGACUUCUGCCAGCCCUAAUCCACCACAGACUUUCAACUAUUUCUCUCAAGUACCCAGCAGCAGUGAUCCAUUUGGAAGCAUUGGGCAGCCACCCUUAGCAGCUGUUACACCACCCGUUGGAGCACCAGCCUUCUCCAAGCCUCCACAUUCUCUUCCGCUUGUGUCUGAGUCACAAGAUGGGCAAAAUGCCUUUUCACCUCAUAUCCCGAAGUCACAGUCCUCUUACGGUGCACCGCCCGCUUCACAGGUGGGAAUCACUGCUUGUCAGACUCUUCAGCAGAGCUGUCCCCCACCUGCAAAUGUUUCUACUCUUCCACAUGGAACAUCUCAGCAGGGAUAUAACCCUUACCGGCAUACCACCUUGAGUAGCAGAGCUAACCCAUACCUGACUCCACCACAGCUGCAGCAGAGUCAUCCUCCAGCCCAAUCUGUUCAUCCACCACCAUCUGUACCACCGGUCCAGAUGUAUCAAACACCUCCAGGAUCUUUGACACAGUUUCCACCAUCUCAAGCUCCCAGGCCCACAGGUCCACUGGUCCAGGCACCUCCUGUUUUGCUACAGAACCAAUAUGAGCCCGUUCAGCCUCACUGGUUCUACUGUAAGGAGGUGGAAGACAAGCAAAUAUGGAUGCCAUUCAGCCUUCUGGAUUCUGCAAAAUUAGAAGAAGUCUAUAACUCUGUCCAGCCUGAUCCUGAGAGUGUGGUUCUGAGCACUGAUGGGGGACGUUAUGAUGUAUACCUAUAUGACAGAAUGAGGAAAGCUGUUUAUUGGGAAGAAGAGCCUUCUGAAGUGAGACGAUGUAUGUGGUUUUAUAAGGGAGACAAGGAUAGCCGGUUUAUUCCUUACACUGAGGAUUUUAGUGAUAAGCUAGAGGCGGAAUAUAAAAGGGCUGUAACUACAAAUCAAUGGCACCGGCGACUUGAAUUCCCAAAUGGGGAGACAAUUGUUAUGCAUAAUCCCAAGGUCAUUGUUCAGUUCCAGCCCUCUGCCUCACCAGAUGAAUGGGGCACCACUCAAGAUGGUCAGGCAAGACCAAGGGUAGUGAAACGUGGAAUUGAUGAUGACCAUGAUGAAAUUCCUGAUGGAGAAAUGUCCCAAGUUGACCAUUUAGUAUUUAUGGUUCAUGGCAUAGGUCCUGUGUGUGACUUGAGAUUUAGAAGCAUUGUUGAAUGUGUUGAUGACUUUAGGACUGUCUCUCUGAAGUUGUUGCAGACUCACUUUAAGAAAUCUUUAGAGGAACAUAAAGUGAGCAGGGUGGAAUUCCUCCCAGUUCACUGGCAUAGUUCUCUGCAUGGCGAUGCAACGGGUGUAGACAGGAACAUAAAAAAAAUCACUUUGCCGAGCAUUGGACGUCUGCGCCACUUCACCAAUGAAACGCUCCUUGACAUACUGUUUUACAACAGCCCCACCUAUUGUCAGACAAUUGUGGAUAAAGUAGGGCUGGAAAUGAAUCGUUUAUACGCACUUUUCAUGAGUCGCAACCCAGACUUCAAAGGAGGAGUCUCUGUGGCUGGGCACAGUUUAGGUUCCUUAAUUCUAUUUGACAUAUUGUCUAACCAGAAGGACUUGGCUUCAUCAGUAAAUACUGGACCUUUCUCUGGUGUCAAUGGGACUGUAAAGGAUGUGGCUGUUCAUGAUAAACAGGUGGCAGAAGAUACCAGUUCCUUGGGCUCCUCAAUUGCAACUUCUGGUGAUGACCUUUGUGAGCCUGAAGUAGAUGAUGAUGUUCCUACUUUGCAGAAGACUCUGGAAAUGCUUAGUUUGUCAGAGUAUAUCAGCACGUUUGAAAAGGAGCGAAUUGAUAUGGAAUGUCUGCUGAUGUGUACAGUUGAUGACCUGAAGGAAAUGGGGAUACCUCUUGGACCAAGAAAGAAAAUCGCUAAUUUUGUGAAAGACAGAGCAGCUAAGCAGGAACAAAAGAAAGCAGCAGCAGAAAAGAAAGCCAUGCAGGUUGCUAUGCUCCAAACUCAAGAAGCUGCCCAGAAAGCCAGAGAGGCCAUUACUCCUGUAUCCCCUUCAGAGUCUGGUCAGCUGCACUCAAAGAGGAAGCUUCCAGUUGGUGCCUCUGUUUCUUCUGUGAACAUUGACUAUGAGUAUUUUGAAGUUGGAACUGGCCAGGUUUCUGUGGUUUACAGCGCAUUAGACUUCGAACCAGAUAUUUUCUUUGCUCUGGGUUCUCCUAUUGGUGUAUUCCUUACUGUGCGAGGAGUAGAGAAGAUUGAUGAAAACUACAGGCUUCCUACCUGCAAGGGAUUCUUCAAUAUCUAUCAUCCACUUGAUCCAGUAGCUUACAGGUUAGAACCGAUGAUUAUUGAAGACGUGGAUUUAAAACCAGUUCUUAUUCCACACCAUAAAGGCAGAAAAAGACUUCAUCUGGAGUUGAAAGACUCUCUAUCUCGUAUGGGAUCUGAUCUGAAACAGGGUUUUAUCAGCUCGUUGAAGAGUGCAUGGCAGACCCUUAAUGAAUUUGCACGUGCUCAUACUUCUUCAACUCAGCUACAAGCAGAACUGGAGAAAGUAGCUAACCAAAUACAAGAGGAAGAAGAAAAGCAAGUAGUGGAAGCUGAAAAGAUCACUGAAAGUCCAGACCCUCCAAAAGAUGAAGAUUUCUUAGUGAAGGUUGGAAAGCUAAAUGGAGGACGUCGUAUUGAUUAUGUUCUACAAGAAAAACCGAUAGAAAGCUUCAAUGAAUACCUUUUUGCUUUACAGAGUCAUUUGUGCUACUGGGAAUCUGAAGACACUGCCUUGCUGUUUCUCAAAGAAAUAUACAGGACUAUGAAUAUCAAUCCUGAACAGCCACAGCAUUAAUGUAUAGAUACACGAAUUUCCAAGCCUGUUGCUCUGACAAAUCUGCUGGAAAAACAAUUUGAAGAACCUCUAUUAUGUCCAUAGCUACAGGUGAUGGAAUAAGAGUUGGACUUUUUUCCCUGCCAGUCCAGAACUCAUUUGGAUUCUGCCGCCUUGUGUCACUUCAAGCAAAUUUAAUUUUUGAAAAGAUCAACACCAUCAUUCAAGAAGCAAACAGAAUGAUACACUUUUGAUCUUAAAUCAGUUUAAUUGUACAGUUGCCAAAGAUAAAGUGAUCAUUGAAGAAGUAUUUUUGGCAUGCAAAUGAUUAUUCUCUCCUUUAGCUAUCCUAUCUUAGCUGGUUGUCAAAUGUGUUGUCUAUCAAGGUAGCAUAUCCUUUAUUAAAAAGGACUUGUUGAAAAACAGCAAUAAUCUGCUUUCCUUGAAACACCUGUUGGUCCACCUUUUAAAAACAAAAUGUGAACUGUAGUUAUAACCAUCUUAAAUACAAAUUACAUGAAGCUGUUUGUAUUUACUAAAAACUAGCAACCAGAAUCAUUUUCUUACUAUUGUAAGUGUCAUAUGGAGAUUUUAUAAAGACCUUUUUAAGCCUC